Molecule: messenger RNA, 4620 nt
Organism: Symbiodinium necroappetens
Lineage: Eukaryota; Dinophyceae; Suessiales; Symbiodiniaceae
Source: the annotation of a GenBank genome assembly
GUGGAGCAAUGGGAAGCCAGCAUGCAGGAGUAUGUGACCAGCGGAAAGUUUGAAGACGGCUUCAGAGCGGUGGUUUCUAUGCCUUGGCUUAGGAAUGUACCUCGUGAAGAACUGAUCAAAGUGGUUAUGGACAUUCCGAAGUGCGAGGAGGAGGCUUGGGAGUUGAUGAAGAGUAUGGGCUUCAACAGGAGAAUGAGGAAGCGACUGGUUCACAAGGACUGGGUGAUCAAGUUCUACUCUGGAGCACGCUCUCAGAUUGACAAACUUUUCCGUCCCGUUGAUGCCAACAACACCAUCACCUUGGAUAUUGAUGAGCUGAGAAACUCGCAGUGGGAUAUGCUCAAGGAGGGCCGUGGGAUCUAUGAGUUGCUUCUAUGGGGGGCGGCUACGGGAAGGGUGGCUGGUAUGAUGGCCUCGCUACCAAAGGACCACGCAGAGCAACACCUGAGCCGUUUGAUGAUGAUUGCCGAGGUGGCUAAGCAAGGCCGCAAGAUGAUGUGCCAGAAUGUGGACCUUCCUGACGAUGGCGUGGCGGUGGUUUUAUGGGGCUCUUCGGAGGCAGAGGAGGACCACAGUGCCCAGGCGUUUCAAAAAGAAUGGUUCAAAAGGUGGUACAUCGAGAAUUGGCUGGACAACAUCUACUUCGAGCAGGGCGGCCUUGGACACCCGUUGAGGAGACCUACGACUAUGGUUACCAAUAUGGAUAUUUCAGAGCUCCGAGGUGUGCGCGAUGAACGGAGUGAAGAAGCUACUUGGGGCCAAUGGUCGACUUGGGCGGUGGAUAGAAGAGCCUGGGAGCGGCACUUGGCCAAUGACCACGAUUGCUACGUGAUGAGCGCCGAUACCUUGGGCCCAGUGAGAGUUGCGGGGCCAAAGGGUGAGAAGUAUGCUUUGGUGUUCACGUAUCAGUUCCCGAAACAAAAGAUGAGUGCCGAAGAUGAACCAGUUUGUGAGGCUCCAGAAGACGAAGAGAACGCGGUGUUUGAUGAGGACCUCGGUGAGUACGAACCUUCGGAACAAGAGGAGCUCAGUCAAGAGGAGCAACCAGAACCACAGGAACCUGGAUCCUUGGUGGGGCUUCGUGGUGCAAGAAAGAAACAUGCGGAAGCUGCGGAGGACUGGUGGGAGUUCAGGGAGGCGGCUGGUGUUCUAAUUCGACAUCAUGAAGUUCCACGACAAACAUUGUUUCGUCCAUCAGGUGCUAGCGGAUGUCCGGUACACCCUGGGAAAUUGGAUGAUACGCGAAUUACAGACAUCAAGUACAUCGGCGGCGGGGUGGAAACUGAGACCUCGGAUUGGCAUGGCCCUAAGUCAGGGGCAAGGAGCUUGGGCAGGAGCUGGACGGGCACUACAAGGUUCAAGGUUUCUAUGGCGGAGGUACCAGAGGAUGAGGCUGUUCUACAACGUGAUGAGGAACAGUGGGAGAAGUUGAUUGGGGACUUGACCAAGCCGGUGGAAAUGGAGACGAUCUACAUGGUAUAUCCCGUUCGUUCAAAGAGAGGAGGCGAUGCAAUGCUGGCUACUCAAGGGGCAGUACUGCGACUAAAGGUGUUGGGGCUGCCGGUGGCCAGGCUUCACACGGACAGAGGAGUGAAGCAUUGGUGCCCCAAACUAGCGGCGCAGCCGAAAGAGGAGUACGAUGGUUUAAGACAAGGGCCAAGGAGGAAGAUUUUCGGGAACAAUAAGAAGUACGACCUCACGGAUCGAUGGGAGGAGGGAAAGUACCUGGGCCUAUCGGAUACCAUCAAGGGUGGAGCUGUGGUUUUACGGGCAACAGGGGCCAUCACGGAGACUCUGAAUCUACGCGAAGGAGUGGUGGAUCCUAAGGCGCUGUUGGCUGCAGAAGAGGACGACGGUGGUGGUGGUGUUUUUUGUGAGGGUGAAGUUCCUAUUAUCGAUCUACCAGAAGCGGACCAUCGACUACGUGGCAAAGAACAACCUCCGGACCUCCCAGAAGUCCGAAAGGUGGCCGUGGAAGGUGAAGAGGUGAAGGAAAAGAAAGUGGUCAGUGGUUGGAAGAUGCGAGCUCUGGUCCAGCAACAAGAAAUGAAGGCGAAGAUGUUCUUCGAAAUGGGGAAGUUCGAUAAUUCGGCGUGUGCGGAGGUUCUGGGCGAGAUGGAGUUGUCGGGUACGAUGAGGUAUGAGAGGUAUGACAAAAGCUGGGCGGAGGAGGACGAGAUCUUCAACCAAUGGCAAGAGAGCAAGCAACCCGACGGAAAAGUGGUGGAGGGCACUAUCGUGAACAUUGAAGGCCGGGCAGCCGCGUUCAAUGCAAAGGAGCUACAUGCUUACCUCAACAGCGAGCCAGAGAGAUGGAUUAUAGCAGCCUUUACCCCGCUCGGAGCAACCUCAUUGAGUACGUCUACGGUGGCGCAACUUUCCUUAUGUGGUUUUCCACUGGAUGGUUCUGGUGUUCAAAGAGUACAUCUAUCUGAUGAAGAUAUGGAGUUGGAGGCUACGUCGUCUUCAGAUGAAGAGGAGGAGGAAGGUGUACUUGAGAAAAAGGUAUGCGUACUACGAUGUAUUCUGGAACAAGAGGCGCUUCAGGAGGAGAAGUUCAAGCACCUUGUGGAGGACAGGCUAGAAUGGGGUCAAGCCCGACUACAUGAACGUGAUUGUAAAGUUCUUCGGCAAGUUGCAAAGGUUUCUCCAGGAGAAGCGGGGGAUUAUGAGGUGGAGACGAUCCUUGAGAACCUCUCGGGGCCACUGGAGGUGGUACAUAAUGUCAGUUUACAUGAAGCACGUCGAUACAUUGAUCGAUGGCGCGGUGCUGUUAUGAAGGAGGUGGAUGCCCUUGUCAACAGUGGCACAGUUCGACGUCUUACACCAGAGCAAGCUCGGGAGAUGAAGGCCAAGGGAAUGGUUUUUCUACCGGGCAAGGCUGUACUCACAGCCAAACCGCCGAGCGACCAGAACAACGAGAGCGAGAAGUUCCGCAGGUGGAGGGCCGGAGCAACCGACAUUUCCAACGCCUUUACGCUAGCGCCUAUGCCGGAGGACAAGUUGUUUGGCAUGAGUCCGCCUUCAGUGGUGGUGGAGGAGUUCAUUGUCUUUGAGUGUUUGGAGACCGAAGAAAACGUAUGGAAGAUACUCUUUGAGGGGUGCGAUGAGGUCAAAGGAAUACUAUUGAUCUACGUCGACGACCUUUUGAUGUUGUCCACCACCCCGAUCAUUAAGGCUGUGUACCAGUGGCUUACAGAGGAAUGGAAGUGCUCCCCACUACAAUGGAUGGACGAGGAACACUUGAGGUUCUUGGGCGUUGAGCUAAGGCCGAUGGGAAGCGGAAUUCAUGUUUCGCAGUCUGGCUACAUUCGCGAUCUACUACGUCAACAUGGGGUGCAAGAAAAUCCUGGAAGUUUGACGGCACCGUGUGCAAGAGAAUGGCUACAAGACCCCGACUCCGAGGACGAUGAGGACCAGGGUGCGGAGGAGGCCGUGGUGAAGCUGGCUCAAAAGGCCACGGGAGAAAUCCUUUGGUUAUCUACCCGGUCAAGACCGGAACUGGCGCACCCGGUGGCAUGCAUGGCAUCAAGGGCCUUGAGGAAGCCGACCAAGACGUUGGAGAUUGCAAAGAGGGUCAUGAACUAUCUGUCCAAGACGGUCGAGUACGGGCUGCACUACGUCAGAGAUGAGGAGGAGGCUCUCCUAACAGUAUAUUCUGACGCCUCGUAUGCGCCUGGCGGCGGUCGUUCGUUUGGAUGUGUCAUGGCACAAGUGGCUGGAAUGCCGGUUUGCUGGCGAGCGUCGAAACAACCUAUAAUAACAUUGUCGGUUGCGGAGGCGGAGCUCUACGAGGCUGUAAGCUCAGUUCAACUUGGACUCGGAGUACUGGCUAUGCUGAAUGAACUGGGCGACAAGCCGGUGAUGCGGUUGAAGAUUGAUAACGCUGCUGCCCGGGGACUAGCUACAGAAUCACCUGGUAGCUGGAAGACAAGGCAUCUUCGACUACGGGCCAGGUUUCUUCGGCAAGAAGUUGCGGGUCAGCGGUUGAUCAUCUCUCACGUGCCGGGGGACCAGCAGAAGGCAGACUUAGGAACCAAGAGUUUUGAUGUGCCAAAGUUUCGGUCGCUACUAAGUUUGUGGAGGCUCGUUCCGUUCGAGGCCACAGAGGAGGUGAUCAUCAAGACGGCACGGAAGCUCAAUAACAAGAACAUUUUGUUGUUUGCGAUGGUGUGUUUUAUGAUGGUUCAGGGAGCUCGGGGAACUGCCAAAGAAGAUCUACAGCUUGAUGGUUCGCUUGAGUUCUAUGUGAUUGUGGUGCUGGGCGUUGUGGCUUGCGUGGCACUUUGGGAGGUGGUGAAGUAUGUUGUUGGCUGUGGGAAGUCGUGGUGGAAAUCAUGGCAGCGCAAGAACAAGAAGCUUGAAAGGCUAAGAUCAAGGGCCGAGGACCACGAGUUCAGCGACUACAAGACCUACGGAUGUGAUGUCUACAGGACCGGAUCCUCGUACACCGGUCACGGAUAUUCAAAGGGAUAUGGGAGAUACCAGGCCCGGGUGUAUGUCUCGAGCGGCGUCUACUACCAGAACAAUGGCUUCAACUACAAGGAGCACAGCAACGCAGACAGAGAUUCCAUAUAUGGGACCUCACUGGAUAGAUGCCCGGAGGCUGCAGGGGUUUGA